AUGACGCAGUUCUCACGGAAUGCACCUCCGGCCGGUUGUUUGCUGGUCGGUGGUGCGAUAGUGCUUUUUGCGUGUGCCAUCCUGCCGGGAGCUGGACAGUUCUAUACGACACGCGAUCCACGGUGGUACUCGCGGGAGGGUGAUUUUAACUACAAGAUUCCCAAUCCGGGUGAUCCAGACUACCGAACAUACACCUACAAUAACCGCCGGUACGGGUACUACCAGCCAAAUGGUUACGGGCAACAGUAUCCGGGUCAAAGCCUCCCAGGCCAAUACCCAACCAACACCGGGCUCGGUGACGAUCGCUUCAAGUACGACCCGGCGAAUCCAACCCUUGCUCAAACACCAUUCCCGGGUGUGCUCGGAGGCUGGCGUGAAGAUCUGCAGGGUAAACUACGCCGUGAUUCGAUGCAGCUCGAUCGUGACGUAUUCGUGACGACAAACUACGGCCAGGUGCAGGGUUUCAUGGUGUACCUGUACGACAACCCGGACCCGAAGAACCUCUACCGGCCGUGGCACAGCAACGUCGAUCGCAUCAUGGGUAAAUGUUCGACGUUUUUAGGCAUCCCAUACGCACUUCCACCCACCCACGAAGGUCGUUUUAAACCACCCCGACAACAUCGCGGAUGGCAGCUUGUUCAAGCCGUCGAUUAUGGUCCAGCGUGUCCACAACCGGUACAGUACACCGGUGCCACCAAGGGCAUCCGUGAUAUGGAUGAGGACUGUCUGUAUCUCAACAUCUUCUCACCCAAUACGCAAGCGGGCGUGGCUCAACGUUACCCCGUGAUGGUGUACAUUCAUGGUGGUGAGUUUGUGCGUGGUGCAUCGAACAACUUCCCGGGGCACACGUUGGCGGCGUUCUACGAUGUCGUCGUCGUCACCUUUAACUACCGGCUUGGGGCGCUCGGAUUCCUCUCGACGGGUGAUGAAAACUCGCCCGGUAAUUAUGGUAUCCUCGAUCAGAUCAUGGCCGUACGGUGGGUGUAUGAAAACAUCGAGUCGUUCAAUGGUGAUCGUAACUCGAUCACGCUGUUUGGACCGGGUGCAGGUGGUGCUUCCGCUGGUCUGCUGAUGGUGGCUCCUCAAACCAAGGACAUUGUGACGCGCGUUAUUGGACAGUCGGGUUCCGCUUUGGCCGAUUGGGCGCUGAUCGUGGAUAAGUGGCGUGCGCAAAACACGAGCAGGGUGUUCGCACAGAACGUCGGUUGCUCGAUCGAGACGUCCUGGAAGAUGGUGAAUUGCAUGCGAAUCGGUCGCAGUUCGUACGAGCUGGGAAAUGCCGAGUUUCCACCUCAUGUGGGUCUGUUCCCGUGGGGUCCGGUGUUGGAGAACAAUUUCACUUUCCCGGGUGAUAGCUGGUAUGAAGGGUGGAACGAGCGCGAUUGGCAUUUUCUCAGUGAAACGCCGGAAACUCUGAUCCGUCGGCGUCAUUUCAACCGCGGGCUGCAUUAUAUGAGCGGCGUGACACUCCAGGAGGCGGCAUUCGUGAUCACGAGCAAUAAAUCGCUCGCACCGUACUUUGAGAUCGAUGAGCGAUUUUUCGACCAGAAGGUGCGUGAGCUCGUCCUUCGGUACAACUACACGCUUAACCUGAACGGGACGUACGAGGCGAUCAAGUACAUGUACACCUACUGGCCGGAUCCGAAGAACACCACCUUCAUCCGGGAGCAGUACAUAAAUCUGCUUUCGGAUUUCCUCUAUCGAGCGCCGACGGACAAGCUGAUCAAGCUGUUGGUAGAACAGAAUGUGCCCGUGUACAGCUACGUAAUGAACACCACCAUCGAGGGUCUUAAGCUGGCUGAAUGGAACAAGGUUCCUCACGACAUCGAGCACUAUCUGCUCGCAGGUGCGCCAUUUAUGGACGUGGAGUUUUUCCCGCGACGUGAACGCUUCGAUCGACUCAUGUGGACGGACAAUGAUCGCAAUAUGAGUCACUUCUUCAUGAAGACGUACUCGGAUUUCGCGCGCUACGGCAACCCAACACCGACGCAGGUUCUUGGCCUGUACUUUGAGAAAGCGCGCAACGGUGAGCUAAAGUACCUGAAUUUGAACACGACGUACAAUUCUACGAUCCGGAUGAACUACCGCCAGACGGAGAGCGCAUUCUGGAUGGAGUAUCUACCAACGGUUGUCGGAGUGCUAAUUCCGACCUACCCACCAACGACGGAGUUCUGGUGGGAACCGAAGGAACCACUGCAGAUAGCGUUCUGGAGUUUAGCGGCCGCUUGUCUCAUCCUAAUGGUGCUCGUAGUCGUGUGCUGCAUUAUGUGGCGAAACGCGAAAAGAGAGUCCGAUCGGUUGUACGACGAAGCCGUCUUUGGCAUGGACAAUCCCGAAUCCGAACGUGACACGGUGAUGGAAAACAACAUCCUGCAGGCGCAACCACUGCGUGGCCAACCGGGCAACAUCUACGAGUAUCGCGAUUCACCAUCCAAGUACAGCAAGAUGCCACCUGAUGCGAGCUCGGUCCGGUCUCCUAGCAGUCUCGGUAUGACGCAGGUGACGGGCAAGAGUGGGCUUACCGGAAGCCAGAGCUCAUUACGCAGUGCCAUCUCGAUGAAGGAAGCGACUUCGAUUUCACCGCCACCCUCGAAGGAAUCUAACUUCGAUCGUAACAUCAAGUACGCGGGUCAAGAAGUGCAAGAGCGUAACGGAAAGUUUCCUCGAUCGGAUUCGAAGAACUUGCUGGCAACGAACGGGUCAGAGCUGGCACGAUCGCAACGUGAUCUUGGUGGUGCUACUUCACCGAUGAGCGAAACGUCCAUCACGGCCGGUAGUGUGCUGGGUCGGUCUCAGCAACCUACACCGGUUCCGUCGAGUCGUGGCGGAACGAAAAGCAACAACGCUAGCCGGACGAACCUCAUCGAGGGCAUCCCUCAAACGGCGGUGUAG
This is a messenger RNA of Anopheles nili, 2892 nucleotides long. It is a transcript of the gene Gli, whose product is annotated as liver carboxylesterase 1. NCBI's taxonomy places the organism in Eukaryota, Metazoa, Arthropoda, Insecta, Diptera, Culicidae. The coding region runs from base 1 to 2892 and encodes 963 amino acids. The record is from RefSeq and is a predicted model, not a curated record. Gene Ontology annotation, cellular component: septate junction; cell surface; tricellular tight junction. The transcript is spliced from 7 exons.